GACGGCCACGAACGGACCCCAGAAAUCCCCGGCCGCAUAUAAAUACCUGGAGGCCGCCCCCGAUCCAGAACCCUCUCUCGCCGCCGCACGCCGCAACUCCCUGCUGCCGUCCCUCAAGAGCUCGAUUCGGCUUCGAUUCGAGCGAAAUCUUCUCCCAGGGGAGCUAAAUCUCGAGCGGCGGCGCCAUGUUGGUCUACCAGGACAAGCUCACCGGCGACGAGCUUCUGUCGGACUCGUUCCCCUACAAGGAGCUGGAGAACGGCGUCCUCUGGGAGGUCGAUGGCCAUUGGGUGGUCCAAGGGGCUGUGGAUGUGGAUAUCGGUGCCAACCCAUCUGCUGAGGGUGGAGGUGAGGAUGAGGGUGUCGAUGACCAGGCUGUGAAGGUGGUUGACAUUGUUGACACCUUCCGUCUUCAGGAGCAACCUGCUUUUGACAAGAAGCAGUUUGUCGCCUACAUUAAGCGCUACAUCAAGAACCUGACUCCCAAGCUGGAAGCGGAUGAGCAAGAAGUCUUCAAGAAGAACGUUGAAGGUGCCACCAAGUUCCUUCUUAGCAAGAUCAAGGACCUUCAGUUCUUUGUUGGUGAGAGCAUGGGUGAUGAUGCCAGCGUGGUGUUUGCGUACUACAAGGAAGGAGCCACUGACCCGACAUUCCUGUAUUUCGCGCAUGGGCUUAAGGAGGUCAAGUGCUAAGCGCACUGUAUGCUAAAACUAUCAGUUGUCCGUAUUUUUGAUCUGGUCUGUGGUUGUCAGUAGACUCACCAAUGUUGGUGGCGUAACUGUUAUCAGAUGUUGAGUGUCUUGGAAACUUUUCGAUAAUUGUGGUGUUUGCUUUCUGUAAUGGAUCCGUGAAAUUGGUGUGACGUUAGUAUUUCUGUGUUCUGCAUGAACAGUACCUUUCUUUUGCUUGACAAGUGGAAUCAAAGGAAUCAAAGAUAAAAGAUUUUGGCC
Brachypodium distachyon (stiff brome) is the source of this 950-nucleotide messenger RNA. Its product is annotated as translationally-controlled tumor protein homolog. The transcript is spliced from 5 exons. The record is from RefSeq and is a predicted model, not a curated record. Gene Ontology annotation, molecular function: calcium ion binding. NCBI's taxonomy places the organism in Eukaryota, Viridiplantae, Streptophyta, Magnoliopsida, Poales, Poaceae. Gene Ontology annotation, cellular component: cytoplasm. The coding region runs from base 186 to 692 and encodes 168 amino acids.